Centropristis striata (black sea bass) is the source of this 1979-nucleotide messenger RNA. It is a transcript of the gene cntf, whose product is annotated as ciliary neurotrophic factor. The transcript has 3 exons. Gene Ontology annotation, molecular function: ciliary neurotrophic factor receptor binding. NCBI's taxonomy places the organism in Eukaryota, Metazoa, Chordata, Actinopteri, Perciformes, Serranidae. Gene Ontology annotation, biological process: negative regulation of neuron apoptotic process; ciliary neurotrophic factor-mediated signaling pathway. Bases 273 to 869 code for a protein of 198 amino acids. The record is from RefSeq and is a predicted model, not a curated record.
AGGGCGGAGAGUUGGCCGCUAACUCUGUAACAUAAGUAAGAAACAGUGAGCAGCCAGACUGGGAAACUCGUUUUACCGAAACCAAAGAGAAGAGAAGCGAUAUUAACGCGGCCCUGACGGGAGAGCAGAAGGGCAGCACUGAAGUGAACCGUGACCGGGAAUCCGGUGUUGUCGGGAUGAGGCGCAUGGGCGUGUAUAUAAGGGGGCCUGUUGCUUUCCUGCUACAAGUGCGCGUUCAUUGAGUGUUCCCGGUAGACACAGCUGCAGGUCCAAUGGCAGCUAGGCGGACUAGAGGCAUGACCGGCUCGGAUCUGAACAGGACCACCGUGGCCCGGGCUACGGCCAUAGCAGAGCAGCUGCACUAUGAGUGCUCCAUCUUACUGCAACUUUAUAGAGAGAAGGAGAGUUUCACUGCAGAUGUUACUGUGACCGACGGUCGCCUGGUGUCCGUCCCUCCUCCUUCCUCCCAGCUGGACACAAGGGACAAGCUCUGGUGUCUCCACUCUGCUCUGCUACAGUGCCGCAGCCUGCUGGAGAGAGCCGUUGCUAAAGAGGAAGAGGAGCUGGGUGGCGGGAAGAACAGUAGUUAUGAGACCCAGAGGAAGAUGGUGAAGGACAGGCUGUCGUAUCUCUUAAUUAACACUAGAGAACUCCUCAAAAUUGCUGACGGCACGGCGGUCCUGACUCCCAGCUCGGAGGGGUUAGAGUUAGACGGUCCGACCCUUCUGUUUGAGCUGAAGCUUUGGGUCUACCGGAUCUUCGAAGAGGUGGAUUACUGGACCAAGACGGCCAUCACCACCUUGCAAGCCCUGCCCACGGGGAUAGUGAGGACCGCGCGAGUCAGGAGCACGAGAAGCGCUCGGAGAUGAGAUGGAGCGUGUGUGGGCGAAGAGGGACUAAUCAGACAGAAAAGAGGUUAGGGAGAGGGAGAAAGGGGUGAGUGGAGGAAUCAGAAGAUGAAGCAGGCUGUUCAGCCAGGGGCCAAAGUGAGAAACUAACAUAUAUGGUGUGAAAAAGAAAGAUAUGAGUGAAAAUAGCCAGCUGAGAGAGACACUCAGAUCCCUACUGAGACAGGGAGAUGAAGGGGUUGGGUUAUUUUUAGGCAGAGAAGCCCCCUUUUACUUGAACAAAGGCCUUAAACAGAGAGGAAACAAGAGACAAUAACCAUCACAGCUAAAUGCAACAUUGUUGGAACAAGUUUAUUUUAAAUAUGGUAGAGUCUAUUACAACUUUCAUAUUUAUUUUUCAGCUUGUAAGAUACAAUCUGAUCUAUACCUGGAUUCAGAGAUAAUAUAGAGUUUCUUUCUCUCUUUCUUUCUUUCUUUCUUUCUUUCUUUCUUUCUCUCUUUCUUUUGCACUUUUGUAUUUGGGAAAAUAACAGCAUUAACAUUAUUAACAGCAACUCAAAAUGCAUGAAAAUGUUGUUUUCUCACCUUAUAACAUCAACGUGGUGUCCCUCAUGCAUGCAGUCCUUCGAUACAGCUGUAGUUAUUAUUUAAGAUUUACUGCCAGGAUCCACUGCAGCUGACGGAGGAAGCAGUCAGCAAGGGGCACAUUCAGAUUAAAAUGAGAACAUUAGAAUUCACGCCAUCACCAGAGUGUAGCUCUGAUGUGCAUAGUUUUGAAUACCGUGAUUAUAAAUCAUUCCACAUAGGUUUGUAUCUGGGGAUGUUCAGUGUGUAAAGGGAAACAAUAUGUGUAACAGCACCCUCUAGUGUUUACAUGGAUGGAUUCCUUUUUUCUUUCUUGAUUUUCCUUAGAAGUGUUUAUGUCAAAUUGUCCUUGGUUUUUAUAGUUUCGUUAUGUUUGAGGGCAAAAGUUUGAAGUGUGGUACAACCGCAGCAUCAAACACUCCACACUGAUAAGCAUGCAAAUGGGCACAUAAGCAGGGAGUGAAGUGGAAAUAAAGUGGAAAUAGUAGCAGUCUGCAAACCUCAGUGAUAAAGCAAAUAUACAUUCUAAUGAAAAUAAAAGUCCAC